Messenger RNA from Sander lucioperca (pikeperch), 932 nucleotides. RefSeq names its product cysteine and glycine-rich protein 3 (cardiac LIM protein) (gene csrp3). Gene Ontology annotation, cellular component: cytoplasm; nucleus; Z disc. The transcript is spliced from 6 exons. The record is from RefSeq and is a predicted model, not a curated record. Gene Ontology annotation, biological process: cardiac muscle contraction; sarcomere organization; muscle tissue development. Lineage: Eukaryota; Metazoa; Chordata; Actinopteri; Perciformes; Percidae. Gene Ontology annotation, molecular function: structural constituent of muscle; actinin binding. The coding region runs from base 117 to 686 and encodes 189 amino acids.
CUUUCAUUGAAGCGUCACCGGUGGACUGUGGUGAUGGCGAGAUGGGCGGUAUUUAAGCCGACCGGGGGGGCAUUUACUGCCACGUCCGGACCGAAGCGCACAGGCUUGAAUUCAAGAUGCCAAACUGGGGUGGAGGUGCCAAGUGUGCAGCCUGUGAGAAGACGGCGUACCAUGCAGAGGAGAUCCAGUGCAACGGGAGGAGCUUCCAUAAGACUUGUUUCAUCUGCAUGAGCUGCAGAAAAGGGCUGGACAGCACCACUGUUGCAGCGCACGAGUCUGAGAUUUACUGCAAGUCCUGUUACGGCAAGAAAUAUGGGCCAAAAGGCUACGGAUACGGGCAGGGAGCUGGAGCUCUGAGCUCUGACCCUCCGGGAGAUGUUGGCCUGCAGCCUCAAGACUCCAAACAACGACCAGCUUCUUCAAACUCCAAUGACAGUAAAUCUUCCCAGAAGUUUGGAUGUUCAGACCGCUGCCCUCGCUGCUCCAAAGCCGUCUACGCAGCAGAGAAGGUGAUGGGAGCCGGUAAGCCCUGGCAUAAAACCUGUUUCCGCUGCGCCCUGUGUGGUAAAAGUCUGGAGUCGACCACAGUGACCGACAAGGAUGGAGAGCUUUACUGUAAAGUUUGCUACGCCAAAAACUUUGGCCCAAAAGGAUUUGGACUGGGGAACGCCGCCAUGUUGGAGUAACAACAGUUCUGGUUUUAAACUCACAUUCACUGUCUCACUGCAGCUGUUCUAAUGGAGACUCAGCCUCCUCCUUUAUACUGGAUCAUGUCUGUAAUACAUGACUGACGCCAUAUUGGGCAUCAAAAUCCUGGGCAGGUAAAAUAACAGCAGAGUCAGGCAAUAUUUUACGGUCACUGUAAUCUUGAAAAUGUUGCAUAAUACUUAUGGUUCGUGAGUACAAAAUAAAACUAUUUUGUUACCCUAAAA